Messenger RNA from Drosophila bipectinata, 1686 nucleotides. Its product is annotated as serine protease 42. The record is from RefSeq and is a predicted model, not a curated record. Lineage: Eukaryota; Metazoa; Arthropoda; Insecta; Diptera; Drosophilidae. Gene Ontology annotation, biological process: proteolysis. Gene Ontology annotation, molecular function: serine-type endopeptidase activity.
UUGAGUGCGGUUUUCGCGAGUAUCGAACAUAAGAUUCGCGUCAUUCGAGACCGUGUGUGGUUGUUGUCAUAAAUAUUUAUUGCCCGGAUAAGUUGCAAUCGCCAUGUGCCAGAUGCGCGUUGGUUUCCUGGUUCUAGUACUGCAUUGUAUAUGGACUUGUUUUGGUCAGAAUCUACCGCAUAUAUCUUGCCCAGGGAUCUUCCAAUAUCUGAGCUACAGAGGUCAAGUCAUUGGGCUUUUAACCCUCUACCUGGAUUCGCGCGCCGAAGAAAAUGUCGUGAGCAUUGAGCUUUCCCAGCCGGGUAGGAAUUCUGCGAGUGAUCCGGGUGAUCUUACUAUCAUAGAAUCCGAAGACGAAGUUAUCUUUCGUUUGAGAAACAACGAGCCCAUACGCUAUCGAAUCGAUUUUCCCACUGCGGGAGUGAUUCCAAAACUGACAAAGGUUUCCGUCAACGAUGUGGUGAUAUGCCAAUCAUCGCCGUUUCGCGGUAAAAGCACAAAGUUGUCUUUGUCUCGUUAUCUGAAAACGACCAUACCGUUGGUACCCCUGCAGCCACAAAGACCUUCACAACCGUCUAUUUCUGGGCAAGGUCAGGGACUGAUAUUCCAGUCCGCCCAGCAGCCACAACGGCGACCGCAAGUAGAGGAGGAGUUCAUAGGUGCUGGGAAUUCCACCAAUGAAUUUGUACCAACCGUAUCCCGACCUGAACCUCGACCUCAACCCACAACACCACGGCCCCGGCCAGAGCCCGCACCUUCUUCUUCAACUCCGGUCUCUACGCCGACCCAGGUUGCAUCUGCAACCAAUUACCCCAAGACCAUUGGCCAACUGAACGGAGUUUGCGGUCGGGAAAAGGCGAUCCAGACGCCAUUCAUCCACGGGGGCGAAGCAGUAGAACGAGGUCAGCUACCAUGGAUGGUUACCCUUUUGGAGCACGUGGGAAAGGAGUACAACUUCCUUUGCGGUGGCACUCUGAUUUCAGCAAGGACAGUAAUAUCUGCAGCUCACUGCUUCCGCUACGGCAGUCGUAAUCUUCCGGGCAGUCGCACGACCGUCUCCUUGGGUCGCAACACGCUUGACUUCUUCACGCAAGGAGAGCUAAGACGGGUGUCGCUGCUUUUGCUUCACGAUCAGUAUAAUCCUGCCGUCUAUACGGACGCGGACUUGGCUUUGCUUCAACUAUCGGAGCAUGUUGAAUUCGGUGACUUCAUUCGCCCCAUUUGCUUGUGGAAUGAAAACUACCUGGUGGACCUCCCUUCGGGCCACAAAUCCUACGUAGCCGGUUGGGGCGAGGACGAGCUAGGCAACCGCAAUUCGCGGCAACUUAAAAUGACGGAUACAGACAUUAUAACUCAGCAGGAGUGCCGUGGUAAUCUCUCCGUGGACAAUGUGCGCUUCGUCACCUCGCGAACCAUUUGCGCCAGCAACUCGAGGGCCGCGGGUCCCUGCAACGGGGAUUCCGGUGGGGGCCUUAUGUUACAGGAGCAGGAUGUCUGGUUAUUGCGUGGCGUCGUCUCCGCCGGCCAAAGGUUGAGUAACAGAUGCGAUCUGACCCAACCCGUGAUCUAUACGGAUCUGGCCAAGCACUUUGAGUGGUUGAUGCAAAACAUAUGGUUUUAAGAAAUUAGUAAAAAGACUUUCCCAAUGAAGUGCCAAAAUAAAUAAAAGAAUAUUGUAUAAAAAUA